AUGCAUCCCAUUGCCUCCAGCCCUGCUCCUGCCCUCAGCACGGUGAUCACACGAUCAGCCCACGACACAGAUCUGUGGUUACACUUUGCAACUGUGGAUGGUGCUUUAAUUGUGAAGGGACACGCGGCGGAAACAACUCUUCGUGCUCAGCGGAUACUUGAUGCGCGCGGAGUCGCCACGUCGGCAGCGUGGACCCCCAUGAGCGUCUGUGCGCGUGUGUGUGUGCACAAGCCUCCAAGAGCGCGGAGUUCUGCAGAGAAGAACCAGAGCGGAGCCAUGGUGAAGGAUGUCAACAGUUUUGUGUCGGAGCCUCAGCCGUCCACCGUGUGCGGAGAGGAGGGGGAGGAAAGAAGAGAGAGGGGGGAGAGCCUUGAUGCUCCUAAGGACCACCAGGCCCCUCCCCCUGGGAUGCUGUGGCGUGUGAGUGGAGGACUCUUCAGUGCCACCAAGAGCGUGAUCGGAGCAGCUGCAGGGGGCGUGGCCUGGGUCGGGGGGCGGAGCCUGGAGAUCACCAAAGCCACAGUCUCCACUGUGCCAGCCAUGGGGGCAGGGCUCGUCAAAGGGGGCGUGUCAGCUGUGGCGGGGGACUUGGCCGGGAAUGUAUCGAGUGAAAGACCAGUUCUGGGUCUGGAUCAAAAAAUGCUGAGCGAGUCCCAGUUCCAGGAGCUUCUCUCGUUCCUCAGACCUGAGUCCAGAACUGAUGUCAAAGCUGGAGCCACAGAGUGUCUGCUGGGACUUACAGCCAACAGGGAGGGCUGUCUCCUCGUCGGCUCCAGACCGGACCUACUUCACGCACUGCUGCUUCUGACUUCUGACCCCUCCAUCGCCAUCGUUAAAGAUGUCUACUUCAUCUUAAUCAACCUGUCGGCAGAAGAAGGACUACACCAGGCUCUCCUCUCGGACUCGGAUCUUCUCUCUCUCUGUAAAAACCUUGUUGAUCCUUCGUUCCCGUUUUCGGACCAGAUCUGCACCAUUCUGUCCAACCUGAGCCGCAGUGACCGCAGCUGCCCCCAGGUCUACAAGGUACUGCAGCAGACACUGGGACUGUCCAAACUGGUAGAGAUCUUCUGCUGUGAGGGCUUUAACCCCAACGCGUCCCUGCAUUACGUGGGGCCGCUGCUGUCCAACCUGAGCCAGCUACAGGAAGCCCGCAAGGAGAUCCUGGACCCUGACCGGUGCGUGCUGCAGAGGCUCCUCCCCUUUACGCAGUAUGCCGCCUCCACAAUAAGAAGGGGCGGAGUCAUCGGUACGCUGAGAAACUGCUGCUUUGACCACAAUCAUCACGAGUGGCUGCUGAGUGAAGAGGUCGACCUGCUGCCCUUUCUGCUGCUGCCACUGGCCGGACCUGAGGAGCUAAGUGAGGAGGAGAACGAAGGUCUCCCGUUGGACCUGCAGUACCUGCCUGAGGACAAGCAGAGGGAGCCGGACCCGGACCUGAGGACGAUGCUGGUAGAAACACUGCUGCUGCUGUGUACGACUAGCAGAGGGCGGCGUGAGCUGAAGACCAAACAGGUGUACGCGCUCAUGAGGGAGUUCCACCAAUGGGAGACAAACGCCCGGGUCAAGAGCAGCGCGGAGAAACUCAUCCAGGUCCUGAUUGGAGACGAGCCACAGAGUGGGAUGGAAAACCUUAUGGAAGUUUCAAUCCCAGAAGAUGUGGAAGAAAAACUGAAGAAAGCGGACGAAGAAGAGGAGCAGGAGCUGGCCCUGGAUCAGAACUGA
This is a messenger RNA of Knipowitschia caucasica, 1722 nucleotides long. The record is from the annotation of a GenBank genome assembly. Lineage: Eukaryota; Metazoa; Chordata; Actinopteri; Gobiiformes; Gobiidae.